Messenger RNA from Zootermopsis nevadensis, 2669 nucleotides. The record is from RefSeq and is a predicted model, not a curated record. Lineage: Eukaryota; Metazoa; Arthropoda; Insecta; Blattodea; Termopsidae.
AUAAUGCAUUCUUUUCUUCACUUUUCCGUAUGAAUUAGAGGGAUAUGAUUUUUAUUUCCGUGAGUUUCUGCCAUACUUUGGGGUGUUGCCUUCUUUCACUGUGUCUUCUUAUUAAGUGGUUCAUGUGGUUUGUUUUUCUGGUAGUGUGUUUUGUGGUUGAGUUUAGUGUAGUUCUGUAAUGCUAGCUGUGUAAUGUUUACAAGUGUCUUUUUUUAUGACCCCUCCCCCUUUUUAAGAUUAAUAAUGGCUUGUCUGAUGCCAGUGAUUGUAGACUUGUUGCACACUGUAUCAUAUAGUUAUUAUUGCAUGAAAGGAAAUGAACAUAGUUUCAAUUUAAUAUCCGAGAUAAAAUUUAUGAUACAUUACGAUGUUGAGAGCUAAAGUCACUCACUCUCCACUUUCUCAUUUCUUAGUAUUCAUUUGCUUCAUUUGUCAGAGAAGUGGAAGCUAAGCGAAGCAGAACAGUAAAUCGUAACCAGUGGCUUCAGAAACUCUGUGGAGGUAUUAUUUCAUAAGAAUAUUUCAGAUGGCCAGCUGUUCAGUAAAUUAUUCACUUUUUGUGGAACGUCAAGGUUCAUUGUCACGUUUUCUGCAGCUGAAUCUUAACCUGAGCCAGACAAAUUCAGGUGAUGAAAAACAUUAAGUGUUUAAAGUGUUGGUGAUGUAUCAUCAGAAGGAUGCUUCUUAGAUAGAAAAUUUUACCUAUGGUACAUAUUUAGUAACAUGAACAUAAUGUUUGCAUUUUUAGGAUUGAAAGACCUGAAUUUCUUUUAUGGAUAACCAUCUUGCAUGGUAACCUCUUAAAUAGACUGUAUUGACGUAAAUAUAGACUAAUGAUAGGAAGAGGCAUCUGGCUACAGAUAAAAGAAGUUAGCAAGGGGACACAGACAGGGGCUUGUGUUGACAGGGGGAGCCACACGAGUGGUGCCACUGGAUUUUCUCGACGUGGUGGAUGAACAGUGCCUGUACCUUUGCUGCCCCUACAUGGGUGAACUGAAGCUCUGCCUGUCAGGUGGGAAGGGCUCCUCUUGCAGAACAGUGAAGCACAUUACUCCAAUCUCUGCAUCAUUGAACAAGCCGUCUGCUGUGAGGCAAAUACAGUUGCUUCUGGAAGAGAGUUUCUUCCAUGGACAACCAGCAUCCACGCGCAAGACUGUGGAGUACGUGGCAGAGCGCGUUGCAUCCUGCUGCGUGAAACACGUCUGUAACAAUUUGCUUCUGAGUGUCAAGCAGCAGGGGGCUGCAGGUGUGGCUCAGCUUGUGUCAGCUAGCGCCAUAAUCGAUGCAGUGAACAGCAUAUCAGAAAUUGACGCAAAACAACUCAAGGAAUCACUGCUGAGGGAGGUGGCAUCCAUAGCUGACAGAUGCUGUGAUGACUUCAAGCUCCACUGUGAUGUCGGCAAAUAUUGCAUGCACCGGUGCAGACUUGCAUUGCCAGUUCUCUUGGCAGAUGAUGUUUUGGAGCCAGUGUGUAUCAUGUGUGCACAAAUUGCAGCCAGAAUCAGCCAAGAACGUGUCAAUACAUGGAUACAGUCGCACAUAACUCCAGGCCUGUUUAUGAAAGAUUUCCAGUUGGAAAUUGAGAAGGCAUUCCGAAAUGUUGGAAAGCUGGAUCACAGGAAUGAAAGUGUAUGUAAGUCAUCACAUGUAGUGCCUCUUGGUGGAAGGAAUGUGAAGCACAUGGACAUCGUUGAGUCUCCAGCCCGGGCCAUCAUGCGUAUGCAAAACAUGAUGUGGAGGUUGUUGGAAGGUGACAGCUGUUAUGUAAGUGAGCAGCAGGUGCUAUUGACGCUGGCUGUUAUUCAGGGCACCCUCCAUAACCGUGGAGAUUUGAUUCCAUCAGCUGAGAGAUUGCUACCUUCUAUGGUGCUGGAUCUGGCAGUAAUUCUAGUUGCGCAUCAUCCAGAUAUGAUGACAACUGGACUGAUGGAGCACUUUGUGAGUGUGUGGCAUGUCUGUGAGGAAUGUGAUGGUUUGACACGCCUCCUGUGUCCACGCAACAUGUUGCUGUUGUCACAGUCAAGACAUGCAGCAGGCAAAGUCUGGACGUGUUUGGCGGGGUUGUUGGCGUACUUGCUGUCAUGUGAGGUGCUGCUGCCUGACAAAUUGGAGCAGCAGUGUGUGGCACUGCUUCAGAGCACGUGGCCUCAGGAGAUCUUGAACCUAAUUGCCUUUUGCAUACGGGAAGUGAUGCGCCUGUACUGUGCGUCCAAAGAUUACAAGUUCACGCUGCUGAUGGAAUGGCUGUCAGAAAUGUGUGAUGACAUAGCAUUCUCUGACUGAACUGGUCAUACCAGUUACAAAUGUAACAUUUUAUAUUUUUUAAAAAUAAAUGUAUAUCUUAUAAUACCCCUGUCAAAGUGAUUCACUGGGGUUACUCAAUAUUUUCGUCUUAGAACAUUAAGUGGUAGGUGAAAUAUGCUCAUUUUACAUUUUGAGCUCUGGUAAGUGCCUAUCUCUGAUACGAUUAGGUUUGGCACUUGUUACUAUCCUGAACUAUGUCCUUGCUGUCAACCUUUCAUAAAAGUAUUUCCCUACCAUCUGUUUUAAUUUUAUCCUCAUAUCUGUUACAUUUAUGCAUGUGGUCCCUACCAAGAGCUUCCCUAUUAUCUUUCAAUGCAUUUAAUGUUUGUCUUGUGUGAACUACAUAUUAAAGUCUUUAAAACUCC